AUGUUCGUAGACGAAGAGUUCGAGUGUGUCGUUUGCUGCAACGAGUACUCUCGCAGCCUCCGGGUCCCCAGGGUGCUCCACUGCAGCCACACCUUCUGUGCACCCUGCCUGGAGAGACUGGCCCAGCUGAACGGUGUCAUCCGCAGCGUCUCCUGCCCGCUGUGCCGCUGGAUUACCUGCACCCGAGCCAGUCUGACCCUGCCCGGGGCCCUGUGGGUUAACACGGAUAUCUGGGACCAGAUUGUGGAGGAGCGGCAGUUGAAAUCACCUGAAUCUUUGGAGGAUUUAAGCAAGACGAAGACCCAACUCAUUAAGUCAACACUGUGA
Anoplopoma fimbria (sablefish) is the source of this 327-nucleotide messenger RNA. RefSeq names its product RING finger protein 224-like. Bases 1 to 327 code for a protein of 108 amino acids. The record is from RefSeq and is a predicted model, not a curated record. The transcript has a single exon. Gene Ontology annotation, biological process: protein ubiquitination. NCBI's taxonomy places the organism in Eukaryota, Metazoa, Chordata, Actinopteri, Perciformes, Anoplopomatidae. Gene Ontology annotation, molecular function: ubiquitin protein ligase activity.